GGACGGACAGGUUGUCGGUAUGAUUACGAGCGGCGAUGAGGACAUUACAGAGGGAUAUGCCGUUCCCUACAACCAUAUGAUGAAGGAAUUCAUUGAAAGAGGGAUUGAUUUUGACAAACGACACGAUAAUGAGAUGAUAUCCAAAGCACUUGAAGAGAGACACGAAGUAACAUCUCAACGAUCGCUGGGUAUAUGCGUCCGCCCGAAACGAUGGGGUCGUUAUUCCCGAGUCCUAGUUGUGGAUCAAGUUAUGGGGAAUCGGGUGGUUGUCGGUGAAACCCAAUUCAUUCCGGGAGAUGAUGUGAUCACUGAAGUGAAUGGAAAUGCCGUCGAUUCUGUUGAAAGGUUGAGUCAAUCGAUAACUGGGACAACCACUGAAACUGUUGACCUAACUGUCCGUCGCUUUAAUGAUGAUACCGGCGAUUACGAUACCAUUACCCUUAUAGUCAAACCUGAGCCCAUAACCAGUGAUCCGGUUCAUCCCAAAGAGCUGCCGGAGUUCUUCGAUUCCUCCAAAUAUGCAGACGAAGAGCUGAUGGUUGAGCCACACGUUCACGAGUCGGAGACUGAAGACCCCAAUAAUAAUGAUGGCGUUCCGGACGAAGAGAUGACGGCUUUCUUCAGAUAUAUGGAUAACAUGUACUUCAGAGGCAGGCUAUACGAGAGAGGGGUCCGGAUAAAGGUGUCGACGAGACUGAAGAAGAAUUGGACCCGAAUUGUGAAGACAACGAACUCGUAUGAGAUCCGUAUGACUGAUAUAUUGGUUGAUAAUGACCACAAACAUGAUAUGCCUGACUAUGUCUUGGAUGCUAUGAUCAAAGUGAACGGAAUGAUCGCUCGGGCAGAGGGUAUGACUACCGGUGCUGACGACUUGGGCGACGAAGAACUCGAAAAACUAAUCCUCAAAACCGAGAAGAUGUCGCUCGCGGCCGAAACACUGGAGGAAAUGGAUCCCAAGCCGUGUAUCAAUGAAUUGUUCCGGAGAUACGACAAGAGGUUCUUCGAUGGAUUGCUUCACGGGAAUGAUGUGGACGUCGGAUGGAGUUAUCAAAUGAAACGGAGCGCCGGUAUUACGUACGCCGAUCGGGGCGAUCGACCCAUUAUUAUACGGUUGUGUCGACGCCUCCUAUUUAGAUCCCCGCGAAGAGAUCUCGUGGAGACACUCCUCCAUGAGAUGAUUCACGCCUGGAUGCUCAUACAUGGCGUGGAAGAGGAUAAUGGAGGGCACGGAAGGGUUUUCCACAAGAAAAUGGAUGAACUGAACCGCGAAACGGGUCUAAACAUAGCCGUCGGACACAAUCUUCCGGAUAUCGAUCCCAACGAUGAUAUGAAUCGGUUUGAAAAGACGCGA
Oppiella nova is the source of this 1351-nucleotide messenger RNA. The record is from the annotation of a GenBank genome assembly. Lineage: Eukaryota; Metazoa; Arthropoda; Arachnida; Sarcoptiformes; Oppiidae.